AUGUCUACUGCGCCGGCGAGUUCAAAGUCUCUCCAUGGUUUUUCCCGUGGAGCUCAAGUCUCUGCUAUGACUGAGGCGAAAUCGGAGAGGACCGCAUCUCCAUCGGCGGUUUCUAACCGAACGGUGGCCUCACGGUCGAGUCGUCAGCCGCGGCUCUCUUUCUCAAUCUUCGCUCCGUCAUCCGAGAGCGAUCACCCGAAGAAGCUGAAAUCCGAUGCUACCGAAGAGAAUCCGCCACAGAGAGAGGAAGUUCCGGUGUCUAUGAAGGAGGGAGAAGAAGCGGAGGAGGAGGACGAGGAGGAGGAGGUGAAGAGGACUUGGAAUCUGCGGCCGAGGAAGGUUUUCGGCGGUUCGAAGAGGGGAAACGGCGUGAUCCACGCGGAGGCGUGCGCCGGAGGAGCUUCGGAGGCGAAGAAUCAGAAAUCAGGCGGAGUAAUGGAGCCGAAAUCGAACAGGCAGAGAGGAAUCCCGGCGGAAUCUCCCGGAUUAGGCGGCGUUGAGUUAACGAGCGAGAAUCACAGACUUUGGGUGGCUCUCUCUAGAGACGAGAUCGAGGAAGACGUGUUCAGCAUGAGCGGAAGCAGGCCAUCUCGCCGGCCACGGAAGAGAACCAAGACCUUGCAGAAACAUAUGGAUGUUCUUUCUCCUGGAUUGUGUCUUGUUGGGAUGAAUGCUGAUUGCUUCAGAGUAUCCAAUUCUCCGGCUAAGAAAGAUGUAACUCAGCGAUUAUGUUUCACUUGCAGAGAUGAUGAUUCGGAAAAAGAUAGUGUUUUGGUGAAGAAAGAAGGUAGAUAG
Microthlaspi erraticum is the source of this 795-nucleotide messenger RNA. The record is from the annotation of a GenBank genome assembly. Lineage: Eukaryota; Viridiplantae; Streptophyta; Magnoliopsida; Brassicales; Brassicaceae.